Messenger RNA from Leptopilina boulardi, 1754 nucleotides. RefSeq names its product LHFPL tetraspan subfamily member 3 protein (gene Lhfpl). Gene Ontology annotation, cellular component: plasma membrane. The transcript is spliced from 7 exons. The record is from RefSeq and is a predicted model, not a curated record. The coding region runs from base 361 to 1248 and encodes 295 amino acids. Lineage: Eukaryota; Metazoa; Arthropoda; Insecta; Hymenoptera; Figitidae. Gene Ontology annotation, biological process: sensory perception of sound.
CUUUCCUUUUCCUCAAUAAGCCAGUUUGCUAUAGCGAGAGCAGCCAUCUUACCAGGUUCUCGUGUGUGUUGUGUCCCCCUUUUCUUUUCUUUCUUUUUUUUUUAUUUAUUUUCCAUUCAUUUCAAUUUUGUGAAGGAAAAUAAUUCAAAUAUCCAUUUUUUUUUUAUAUAAUUGUAUUCAGUCUCAACGAAUAAUUUUCCCAUUUUAAAUAGACGUAAAUUUUUGAAAAUUGUGCUAAAAGGAUUUUUAAAAAAGAAUGUGAAGAAUAACGUUUGGAUUUACCCCGGCUGACCCUACACGGAGAGAAAUAGAUGAUUCCUUUGGUGGAAGUGAGAAAAUAAAAAAAAAAAAAAAGAAGAAAUGGGUGCAAAAGUUGAAUACGUCGAAUCAUCGCACAUGUAUGCGACAAAUUACAUUCGUAAUUCAAAAGCAAUUGGUGUAUUGUGGGGAAUUUUUACAAUAUGCUACGCGAUAAUUGGUACAGUCGCAUUUAUCACACCCGAAUGGUUAGGUGAUUUGGAACAUGAGAAUCCGGGAAAAUUUGGCCUUUGGUCCCGAUGUAGCUUUGGCGGAAAUGGAGAAUUAGUGGAAGGAUGCAUUGGACGUUUGGAUGAUUUUUCGACAAUUGCCAAUGUUCCAUUUAAAGCGAGUACAAUACUUGUUGGUUUGGCAGUAAUAAUUGCAAUUUUGUCAAUUUGUGCCAUGCUUCUAUUUUUCUUUUGUCACAGCACAACUGUCUAUUAUAUUUGUGCUUGGAUGCAAGUUACGUCAGCAAUUUGCAUGGCUGUUGGCGUUUGUGUUUAUCCACUUGGUUGGGAUUCCCCUUUAAUUCGAGCAGUUUGCGGAGCAUCUGCCUCAAGAUAUAAUCCAGGAGCAUGUGCAAUCAGAUGGGCAAUUCCAUUGGCAGGAAUUGCGGCUAUGGAUGCAAUAACAUUAGCGGCUCUCGCUUUUAUUUUAGCAUCGAGACACGUCAGACUACAGGCGGAACCAUUUAAUAAUGGAUCCUUAUAUAAAGGUGAAGUUAAUCCAGCCUAUGUAAAUGAAGCGCAAAGUGUCGCUGGCUCAAGAAAAUCACUAUCAUUAAGGCCAGUACUUUUGGUAGCGCCACCUGAACAGGACAGGUAUUCAGAAAUUUCCCGAGCAAAAUCACAUUCCCAUCAUAGUCUCUACGCAGCAUCACCUGGACAUCCAGUUCAUACAUUAUCAACAAACACUUUAAAUCGUUCACAACACAAUUUCCAAUUCUAGAAAAUCGUGGAGGGGGGGGGCGAAAGAGAAAGAAAAAAAAUGAAAUUUCGAAAUAAAAAUUCGAAGGCCAUAAUUUAUGUUUUCAAACUAGGAGAUCAAAUCAAAUUUUCUUUUUUCCUUACGCAGUGUGCAAUUGUUGCCAUUUCUUUAAACGUAUUUAAUUUGUCCUCAUUUUUUUUUACAUUAUAAUUAGUAAUUUUUUUUUUUUUAAUUAAUUUUCAAUUAGUCAUUUUUGCAAAUUCAGUUCAGAUAAAAAGAAAAGUUUUUUUUUAUUUUUGCAAAAUGACAAAUAAAUAUAUUGUAAUUUUGUCUUUAAAAAAUAAUUUAAAAAUUAGUAUAGUAAAUAAAUUAGAAUUAUCAAUUUUUUUUUUCAUCUAAAAAUGAGAAAUUCGGGUUUUUUUUUUAAUGAAAAAAACGAUAAUUGUUAUAAUUUUAAAUUAGUGAAUUUUUUGUAGAAAAUUACACUUGUAAUUUUCACAAAAAAGCGAGAGAUUAUUACGUUCAUU